AUGGGCGGGCUGUUCCUUCUCCUUGUGCUGAGUGUGGUGAUGGCGCUCGCGUCCUUCCUCGCCGGCGCACUCCCCCUUUCGAUGACAUUAAGCCAGUCACAACUACGCCUGAUAUCGAGCAUAGGAGUAGGAAUACUAGUUGGCACAUCGCUGAUAGUAAUAAUACCGGAAGGGGUCGAGGCCGUUGCGUCCACGGCCAAGCCUGCAUCGGCGCCGCACGACGCCCGAUCGCUGAUUUUCGGCCGCCGUCAAGCACCUGAGCUCACUAUACCACGAGACGUACCCGUAGUAGAAGUGCGAGAGGCUUUACGAGAUGACAUUGCGCCGCUCCUGCGCAGGGCAGUUGGAGAACGGGACGACGCGCCGCCUCCAGAGAGCGAGCCAGCAGUUGAGGCUCCAAAAGAGGAUGCGCACUCGGAAGACGAUGGGUUUCCGACAUUCUACAUUGGACUUUCUCUGAUGUUGGGCUUCAUCCUCAUGUUCCUCAUCGACAGAAUACCCCAGCAUGCGACAGACGGGUUGAAUUCGACCCCGGCAACCAGACACAUCAGCCUGGACAACCUGGGCUCGGCAAGCGUGAACGGCGACGUCGACGAGGAGGCCGAAGGGUUCCUGGGCUCUUUCGCCCCGACUCCCAGGCAGUCCAGGAGCCUGGCCACCACUACGGGGCUGGUGAUCCACGCCGCGGCGGACGGCAUCGCGAUGGGGGCGUCGGCGACGACGAGCGACAUGAAGCUGGGCCUCAUAAUCUUCAUCGCGAUCAUGAUCCACAAGGCGCCCGCGGCAUUCGGCCUGACGUCCAUAUUGCUCAAGCAGGGGCUGUCGAAGCGGGCAGCUAGGGGCCACCUCGUCGCCUUCAGCCUGGCAGCGCCAGUCGGGGCCCUGGGCACAUACAUUCUCGUUUCGAUACUUGGUGGGGGGAACAUGGAGGGCCCGGCGGGCCAGUGGUGGACUGGCAUGCUACUUCUCUUCUCCGGUGGCACUUUUUUAUACGUUGCCAUGCAUGCGAUGCAAGAGGACUCUGCAGCCCAAUCUCACGAACAUCACUCGGCGAUGAAUGGUUACGCAGACAGUGGUGCGCAAAGGAAACCGAGCCGGCCGCAAAUGCGGGACACAUUGGCGACAGUCGGCGGCAUGCUACUGCCUCUAUUGACCCAGUUCGGCCACCACCAUUGA
Molecule: messenger RNA, 1176 nt
Organism: Diaporthe amygdali
Lineage: Eukaryota; Fungi; Ascomycota; Sordariomycetes; Diaporthales; Diaporthaceae
Exons: 3
Coding region: 1-1176 (391 amino acids)
Biological process (GO): transmembrane transport; zinc ion transport
Cellular component (GO): membrane
Molecular function (GO): metal ion transmembrane transporter activity
Source: RefSeq, a predicted model, not a curated record